Messenger RNA from Capronia epimyces CBS 606.96, 453 nucleotides. RefSeq lists its product as uncharacterized. The transcript has a single exon. The annotation marks the transcript as partial. NCBI's taxonomy places the organism in Eukaryota, Fungi, Ascomycota, Eurotiomycetes, Chaetothyriales, Herpotrichiellaceae. The record is from RefSeq and is a predicted model, not a curated record.
GACUCUCAUGAUCCGCCUGCGUUGUCGGCUGCGGCCAUAGACACCGCUGCUCCAGACUGGACUCAGAUUGAAGAAGAGGAUUAUAACAUGCUUGUCAAAUUACAACGACCGCACUUGAGAGAAGAGUUUUUUGACCACCUCCAGUCUCAUGCAUCUAAUAUCCGUGAUAUUGUUUCACAUCACCUUUCCUUGAAUAAGACCCAGCAGUGCAAGAUCUCGGCUAGGUCCGAAUGGCUAUAUGGCGACUUCAAUACUUGUGUCCCAAUCACCAUUACCAACUGGCGGGAACAGCGACUUUUACUCAGAUGCCCAUUCCCGCACAUGGUUGGAGGUCUAACCGAGUUGGAUGAAAAGACUCGGUGCGAAGCUGCUACUUUUGCCUGGAUAUCGUCUAAUUGUCCUCAAAUUCCAAUUCCUCGCCUAUGGGGGUUUGGUCUUGGAAAUGGGUUAAGU